This is a messenger RNA of Rhagoletis zephyria (snowberry fruit fly), 2233 nucleotides long. The record is from RefSeq and is a predicted model, not a curated record. Lineage: Eukaryota; Metazoa; Arthropoda; Insecta; Diptera; Tephritidae.
AUGGAGUCCCUUUUUGCCCGGUAUCUCAGCAACAAGCGCAUCACCGCCGAACAGCUGCAAGAGUUCUUCCUCGAGGAGCAGAAGGACGACCUGGACGUGGAACAGGUGAGCGCCAUCAUUGAGCGCAGCUCACUCGACUCGAUGCGACACUACGAGACGGUUUCCUACUUCACCUCUACCGAGUUCUUCGACUACCUUUUCUCGCACGAGAACUGCAUCUGGAACUACGAGCGGACGAGUCAGGUGUGGCAGGACAUGACGCAGCCGCUUAGCCAUUACUGGAUCGCGUCCUCGCACAACACUUACCUCACCGGAGAUCAGUUCAGGAGUGAGUCCUCAGUGGAGUGCUACAUCAGGUGUCUCAGAAGUGGCUGUCGAUGCGUGGAACUGGACACCUGGGAUGGAAAUGACGGCAAACCGAUAAUCUACCACGGUCACACAUUGACCACUAAAAUUUCAUUCUGUGAAGUCAUCAAGUGCAUUCGAGAUCACGCCUUUGAAACGUCACCAUAUCCAGUCAUACUUUCCAUUGAAAAUCACUGCAGUGUCAAGCAGCAAAAGGUUAUGGCCAAUUACUUGGAGAACAUUCUUGGAGACCUCUUGUUAAAAAGGCCAAUUGACGAUAAAGAAUGCAGACUGCCCUCACCUGAGCAACUGAAAGGAAAGAUAAUACUGAAGCAUAAGAAAAUUAAGCUCAACGUCGAGUGUGCCAACUCCAAAUCGAAGGAACUGGUCAAAUCAGGAUCAAAGGACAAGCCAGGAAGUAAAAAGGAGAAGAGCAUCGAAACGGACGCCGACUGUGAGCUUAGCAAGUCCCUCAAAGCGGGCGAUUUGCACAUUCUCGAUCCCUCGGACAACUCGUGGAAGAAGUACCUGGUCUUUCUGUACCACAACAGACUCAGCUACCUCUCACAAAAGGCCGAGGAUGAGGAGAAGGCGGAAGAGGACGAGGACGAGGACAACCAGACCUCGUACGGAGAGGUGGGCAGGAAGCCCAACUACUACGCCGCCUACAAGGACGAGAGCAAUGCCAACAAUGAGCUGCACUACGGUGAGAUCUGGUUUCACGGCCUCAUCGAGCGCAAUGAAUCAGUGGCCAUUCUCUACAAGCACUCUGCCCUGGGCGACGGCACUUUUCUGGUUCGGGAGAGUAAGAACAACAUCGGCGACUACACGCUGUCCUUUCUCAAAGGCAACGAUGUCCACCACAGUCACAUCAAGCUGUCCUACUCGGAGAAUGGCCUGAAGAAGUACCGACUAAAUGAUAUGAACAGCUUCAACACGCUUUUAGAACUGAUCGACCACUAUCGAACCCACCCACUGAAGAGUGAAAAGUUCUCGGAACUGUACUUAAGGCACCCUGCUCCGCCGGCGAACACGCACGAAGAUGAGCCCUGGUUCUACAAGAAUAUGACGCGAAAAGACGCUGAAGAUAUUCUGCGAAGACUGCGCCACGAAGGCGCCUUCUUGGUUAGGCCAAGUGAAAAGGAGGAGAACCAGUUUUCAAUUUCAUUCAGAGCGGAAAGUAAGAUCAAGCAUUGCCGCAUCAAAAGAGAAGGUCGACUUUACUUUAUUGGCAAUGAGGACUUUUCCAGCUUGACGGCGCUGAUUGAGUUUUACCAGAACCAUCCGCUUUACAAGAAAAUAAACCUGCGGUUCCCUGCAACACAGGAAAGUGUACGCAUUCUCGGUGGAGAGCCAGCCGACACUGCCGACUCUUCGUACAUGGACCCGAAUAGUACUGCAGUGGAAAUCAAAGCCAUCGUUCGCUAUGACUACAUUCCCAAGGCGUCGAAUGAACUGACGCUGAAAGUGGGUGACACCAUUCGAAAUAUUAUCAAGUUUGAUAACGGCUGGUGGCAGGGCGAUCUCGAACAGCAAAAAGCCGGCUUCUUCCCUUAUAACUGCGUCGACGAGAUCGUCGACGAUGAUGUUGAAAAGGAAGAUGAAGAGGAGCCGAAACCACGUUCAAUUGAUCUCGAUAAUGAGUACAUUUCAGUUUCAAUGGGACCUGAUUGCACCUUUUACAUUGGGGUGUUCAACUUCAAGGCAGCCAGUGAGGAGGAUCAGGAAGAAUGGAUCAACAAAAUUCGAGAGGUUAUCAACGCCAAUAGAGACAAGUCAGAUGGAACGCCUUCUGAUUGGGAGAAAGAACAAAAGAGCACCACUAUCAAAGUGGCUCCUGAGCUGAACCGACUGGUGCACUACUGCAUCGCCACGGCAUAUCGCGGAC